Molecule: messenger RNA, 4741 nt
Organism: Bubalus bubalis (water buffalo)
Lineage: Eukaryota; Metazoa; Chordata; Mammalia; Artiodactyla; Bovidae
Gene: ARHGAP27
Product: Rho GTPase activating protein 27
Exons: 18
Coding region: 566-3172 (868 amino acids)
Biological process (GO): signal transduction; regulation of GTPase activity
Cellular component (GO): cytoplasm
Molecular function (GO): protein binding
Source: RefSeq, a predicted model, not a curated record
GGAGGUAGGGGAAAGGGGAUGGAGUAGAGCAGCGGUGGAGGGAAAUCUGGCCCGCCUUCCUCCCCGCUCAACCCACCGUCCUGGCUCUGCUGCCUUCCUCCAGGAGACAGCCAGGUGUGGCCCAGGAUCCCCGGGAGGUGCAGGGGAAGGGGGUGGCGUCUGCCCUCCUCGGGCGCUGGCCCGUCCCAGAGAGGACAGGAAGCCAGGACACCGGGGAUUGUCUCUCGCAGCCGCAGCCCCAGCCCCGGGAGGAAGUUCUGCCGGGUGCUCUCCGCCGGUGCCUCCCUCGCUAUAUUGUUGAACAGGAAACAGGGCAGAGCGGGAGCUGGGCGGUGGAGGAGGGAGCACCGGACGCCGAGCCCCCCGCGCGCCUGCCAGGACAAGUGGAGGCGAGGCCAGCGAGCGGACACCGAGCUCCAGCUCCCUGAAGUCUCUCCUGCCAAGCCGUCUGAAGCCCCGCCCAAGGAGAUGGCAGGGCCCUAACCUGCAUCCAUCCUCCGGCUCCACCCAGCCCGCCCAUGGGCUCCGCGAGGCCCGCCCUGCCGACGGACACGCGGCGGCCGCGAUGUCGGCGGACGUCGAGGGGGACGUCUACGUGCUGGUGGAGCAUCCCUUUGAGUACACGGGCAAGGACGGGCGCCGCGUCGCCAUCCAGCCCAACGAGCGCUACCGACUGCUGCGCCGCAGCACGGAGCACUGGUGGCACGUGCGGAGCGAGCCGGGCGGCCGCCCCUUCUACCUGCCGGCGCAGUACGUGCGCGAGCUGCCGGCCCUCGGCCACCCCGCGCCCGCCCCGCCGCCGCCCGAGCCCCUCCAGGGCCCCGCAGUUCCCGAACCGCUCGCCUAUGACUACCGCUUCGUGAGCGCGUCGGCGCCCUCCGGACCCGACGGCGCCCCCGCCGAGCCCCGGGGCCGCGCGGGCUCCCUGUGCGGCCGAGCUCGACCGGGCGCGGCCACCCAGCGUCGAAGCCUGGCGCCUGGCUCGCCCGCCUGCCUGUACACGCGGCCCGCGGCGCCCGUGCGGCCCGCGCAGUCCUUGGACGACCUGGCCCGCACCGCCGCGCUCCCUGCCGGCCUCCUCGGGAGCGGAGGAGGCUUCAAGGCCUGCAGCGUGGCCGGCUCAUGGGUGUGCCCGCGGCCCCUGGCGCGCAGCGACUCCGAGAACGUCUACGAGGCCAUCCAGGACGUGCGCGACCCGCCGACGGAGCAGCGGCCGGAGCAGCAGGUGGACGAGCCCCCGGAGCCCGUGUACGCGAACGUAGAGAGGCAGCCUCCGGCCACAUCGCCCCGCGCUUCCGCGGCCCCUCGCAGUGUGGGAGACUCGGUGUGGGAGACACACACGGACGCGGGCACGGGACGCCCCUACUACUACAACCCGGACACGGGCGUGACCACCUGGGAGUCGCCCUUCGAGGCUGCUGAGGGCCCCGCCAGCCCGGCCACGUCCCCGGCCUCGGUGGGCAGCCACGAGAGCCUCGAGACCGAGUGGGGCCAGUACUGGGAUGAGGAGAGCCGCAGGGUGUUCUUCUACAACCCGCUGACGGGAGAGACGGCUUGGGAGGACGAAUUCGAGGACCAGCUGGAGGACGAGCAGGAGAUGCAGCCGGGCCUGGGCCCCAGCAACCAGAGGCCCCCUACCCCUGAGACGGACUACCCUGAUUUGCUGACCAGUUACCCAGAGGAAGACUAUUCCCCCGUGGGCUCCUUCAGUGAGCCUGGCCCCUCCUCUCCCUUUGUCACACCCCCAGGCUGGUCUUGCCAUGUGAGCCCAGAUGGGCAGACGGUAUACACCAACAACAUCACCGAAGAACAGUGGGUGAGGCUGGAGAACCAACACGGGAAGACGUACUUCUACAAUCCAGAUGACGCCUCUGUUCAGUGGGCCCUGCCCCAGGUCCCAGUCCCUGUCCCUGCCCCUCGAAACAGCCACAAAUCCAACCAGAACAGUGAGACCCCAGCCCAGGCCACCCCCCCGGAGGAGAAGAUCAAGACCCUGGACAAGGCAGGCGUGCUCCAUCGCACCAAGAUAGUGGACAAAGGAAAGCGGCUCCGGAAGAAGCAUUGGAGUGCCUCCUGGACAGUGCUGGAGGGUGGAAUCCUGACUUUCUUCAAAGACUCGAAAAACUCAGCUGCCGGUGGCUUGAGGCAGCCUUCCAAGCUCUCCACCCCUGAGUUCACAGUGGACCUGAAGGGGGCCUCUCUCACCUGGGCCCCCAAAGACAAAUCCAGCAAGAAGAAUGUGCUGGAGCUUCGGAGCCGAGAUGGCUCAGAAUACCUGAUCCAGCAUGACUCGGAGGCCAUCAUCAGCACCUGGCACAGUGCCAUCACCCAGGGCAUCCAGGAGAUGUCCGCAGACCUGCCUCCCGAGGAGGAAAGUGAGAACAGCGGCGUGGACUUUAGGUCCAGUGAGCGCCUAGGAAGCUGGCAGGAGGAUGAGCCACGGCCUGGUGCAGCACCGCCCACCCCGGGGCCCGGAGGCCUGGAGGGUGACGUCAGCAAGGUCCGGCAGAAGCUCCUCAGGUUCCUGCUGAGGCGGCCCACGCUGCAGUCGCUGCGGGAGAAGGGCUACAUCAAAGACCAGGUGUUCGGCUGUCCGCUGGCCGAGCUGUGUGAGCGCGAGAAGAGCUCAGUGCCGCGCUUCGUGCAGCAGAGUAUCCGCGCCGUCGAGGCCCGGGGGCUGGACAUCGACGGUCUGUACCGCAUCAGUGGAAACCUGGCCACCAUCCAGAAGCUGCGCUAUAAGGUGGACCACGAUGAACGUCUGGACCUGGAAGACGGGCACUGGGAGGACGUUCAUGUGAUCACCGGCGCCCUGAAGCUCUUCUUUCGAGAGCUGCCCGAGCCCCUCUUCCCCUUCUCACACUUCCGCCAGUUCCUCGCGGCCAUCAAGCUACAGGAUCCGGCCACGCGUUUCCGCUGUGUGCGGGACCUGGUGCGCUCGCUGCCCGCCCCUAACCACGACACGCUGCGGGUGCUCUUCCAGCAUCUGUGCCGGGUGAUUGAGCACGGAGAACGGAACCGCAUGUCAGUGCAGAACGUGGCCAUAGUCUUCGGGCCCACGCUGCUGCGGCCCGAGACGGAGGAAGCCAGCAUGCCCAUGACCAUGGUGUUCCAGAAUCAGGUGGUGGAGCUCAUCCUACAGCAGUGCUCGGACAUCUUCCCGCCGCACUGACCGCGGGCCCCCAGCCCCACCCCAGCUGCUGGACCUGGGAGUGGGGGCGGCGACAGUGGUCCUGCAUGGGCAGCUGGAGGCCACGCGGCUAGACUGUUUAUCUCUGGCUAGACUAUCUCUGAGACCUCCCCUCCCUUCAGACAGUAGGCGGCUGCGAGUUCUGCACCCCCUCGGUUCUGAGGGUAUGGUGACCCCUUGUGGGCAGUUCUCAAACUGUGGGGGUUCCCCCCCUCCAACCCCUCACCCCGCGCGCGAGUUGGCCUGUUCGGAGGUUAAUUGGGGUCUGUUCUUUACCACAGCGCCACCUACUGGGCACGUGCGAGGAUGCAGGGUGGGGGCGAGUUUUCUGGGACAGCCGCUGAUGUCCCGGGGACGGGGACGUGGCCGAGGGCAUUCCUGGUUUCGUCAGGCCUGCACCUGGUGGAGGCCUUCACGGAGACCCUGCGGGUCCCCGGCCCUGUGCGUGGCACUGUGCCAUCAUGAAGCAGCAAGUGACAGCUUCCCUGCUGCGGAAAUAGGACUGAUCCAGUGGGCGGCUGAACUUGCUUUUCCCCAGGCCUCUGGGCUGAAGCUCCUGCCAGGCUCAGCCACUGGCUGGCUGUGCACCAUUUCCAUCCACUUUCCCAGUUGGAGUUCUGGGUCUCUGCCCUCCCUUGAUCCAUUUUGUGCUCUGUGCGAGGGUUCUUCCUGGUCACUAAAUGUGUACCCUGCACCUGCUACUUGACACACACCAUUUCUACUCACAAUCCCAUUUGACAGAUGAGGAAACUGAGGCUUACAGAGGCAAAGUGACUUCAGGGUCUGGUGGGUGAUUGGACUCCCCAGCUCAGCCUUCUGUCACACCAGAGCACAGCUUCCUGUGAAGGUGCCAUCAGUCCUUUCAGCUACCCCGCUCAACAGCACGGCCUUAUGGGUAAAGCAGUGAAGCUAAGCUGGUGGGUUCUGUCUGAGGACGUCCCUGAGGGCAAAGAGGGAGUCUGCUGCAGCUGUUCUUCUCUGGGGGGAGGACUAAUAGCACUGGCAGGAGUUAUCCUGGCCCCUCUCAGUGCCCUUGCUGUCACGUGUACCUCCCUAGUGCCCACCUUGCUGUGAAGAACUGGAAAAGAGACUGCAGGGUAGGGGGAAGGCAGGCUUGACCUCAGGAAAGGAAGUGCGAGCCCAACCCCGGCGUCAUCGGCCCCCCUUCCCUUCUCAGACACAAACCACCUCAGUUUAUGGGCCUCAGCCUCCUUCCCCCACCCACCCGUUCAUGCGUUCAAACAACAGAAGCUAAUAUUUAUUGACAUUUGCACCACGCCAAGCAUCUUACUUGGAUUAUCUCACUCAUUUCUCGCAGCCAAUAUUUAUUAUCUGCUUUUCUGUGCCCGGCACCGUGCUCUGGGGCAGGGGUACCGCACACUGCCUCCCUGGUGGAGCUUCUGGCCUGGUGGGUGGGACUGACCCAAGCCCACCCCUGAUGCCAGCAGGCCUGGGGCAAGAGUACAAAUGAAGGCUUCAUACCAUACAUACGUCAACAUGUUGUAAAGUUAUCAAUCAAGCUGAAUUGAUAAAAUGUGUUCUAUUCUCCUA